AUGUCUAUCUAUCUAUCUAUCUAUCUAUCUAUCUAUCUAUCUGAAACGUGGUAUAAACUCGUUAUCUAUCUAUCUAUCUAUCUAUCUAUCUAUCUAUCUAUCUAUCUAUCUAUCUAUCUGAAACCUCGAUAUCUAUCUAUCUAUCUAUCUAUCUAUCUAUCUAUCUAUCUAUCUGAAACAGACGCCUUCCCUGAUGAAAAAGGUGGCAUAAACUCGAUAUCUAUCUAUCUAUCUAUCUAUCUAUCUAUCUAUCUAUCUGAAACAGACGCCUUCCCUGAUGAAAAAGGUGGUAUAAACUCGAUAUCUAUCUAUCUAUCUAUCUAUCUAUCUAUCUAUCUAUCUAUCUAUCUAGACGAACGUGCUUUACGAAUUUGGCCACUUUUCUGCCAGAGAAAUGGUUUCCCUGAUGAAAAUGGGGAUACUAGUUGGAUUCAUAUCUAUCUAUCUGAAAUAUCUUUUUACACAUUCGGCCACUUUUCGCUUGAUUCCUAUCUAUCUAUCUAUCUAUCUAUCUAUCUAUCUAUCUAUCUAUCUAUCCGAAACAAAAUGUGUGUUGGCUGGCUGGCUGGCUAUCUAUCUAUCUAUCCCAGUCUGACCAUUAUCUAUCUAUCUAUCUAUCUAUCUAUCUAUUAG
Acanthosepion pharaonis is the source of this 633-nucleotide messenger RNA. Lineage: Eukaryota; Metazoa; Mollusca; Cephalopoda; Sepiida; Sepiidae. The record is from the annotation of a GenBank genome assembly.